Neurospora tetraspora is the source of this 1534-nucleotide messenger RNA. RefSeq names its product ERV/ALR sulfhydryl oxidase domain-containing protein. The transcript is spliced from 2 exons. Gene Ontology annotation, cellular component: mitochondrion. Gene Ontology annotation, molecular function: flavin adenine dinucleotide binding; flavin-dependent sulfhydryl oxidase activity. The record is from RefSeq and is a predicted model, not a curated record. Lineage: Eukaryota; Fungi; Ascomycota; Sordariomycetes; Sordariales; Sordariaceae. The coding region runs from base 416 to 1066 and encodes 216 amino acids.
GGACGUGGGUCAACAGUCCAAUCGGCGCGUCCAAUUCCGCCAAAGAGAUUCUCGAACCAUUCAGGGGAUUCAUCAUUCCAUUCUUCCUCUCUCUCCUGGAUAGGUCAUUUGCCCUCUUCUUCAUUUCAUGACAAUAUCUUUACGAUAUCCUACAGGUAGCCCACCUCCAACUUCUGUGUCCCCGUUGACGUAGUUGCGCGCGCAGUCCCAUUGACCCAUUCAACGUUCCGAUACAAUCACCUACCUAAUCUCUACGACAAGGUGCGCCCAGCUUCUCGUGACGACACGCGAGCAGGCAGGAUCUUGAUAUCGCCGGCGAUAAAUACGUUUGGUAAAAAUAAAGUCGAAUUGAAUCAACAGGGCGCGCCAAAGACCUUCACAGGGACUACCCUAUUCGAUUCGAUUUACCAUCAUCAUGGCGCGACGACCGCACAUAACCCUGAUGCUCGUCGUCGGCGUCAUCCUUUUUGUGUUUACGACCUACAUGCUCACCUCGAGUGGCUCCUCGGGGGCGGCACAGCAUUCAGAGACUCUCGAUUUGGGCAGCGGUAGCGGCAGCGGAGACCACAAGAGUGCUAGCCACGACGGCAGCAAGCCCGCGUUUGGCAUAUCGGAUGACAUCCUCAAGGGCGGCUCUAUCGCGCCCAAGCUGGAGAAUGCGACGGCCAAAGCAGAACUAGGCCGCGCUUCCUGGCGUCUCUUCCACACCAUGAUGGCGCGCUUCCCCGAGACCCCGACCGCCGAAGAAUCGUUGGCUUUGAAAACCUACAUCCAGCUAUUCGCGCGCCUGUAUCCCUGCGGCGACUGCGCGUCACACUUCCAGAAGCUGCUGAAGAAGUACCCGCCGCAAACGAGCGGGCGCAACGCAGCGGCCGGGUGGGCUUGCUUUGUGCAUAAUGAGGUCAACAAGCGCCUCAAGAAAGAGCAGUUUGACUGUAACAAGAUUGGGGAUUUCUAUGAUUGUGGUUGUGGGGAGGAAGGCGGUGCCAAAAAGGAGGGGGGAGCUGGAGCUGGGGGAGAGGUAAAGACAGGGACAAAGGAGGGAGGGGAUCUCAAGAUGGAUUGAGGGAUGAAUAGGAGGAGAAGUUAAUAGGUACUGUGGGGAGGUGAGAACCAUGCAUGGACUGCCUGUAGGUGACCUUGAGCGGCUUGUGCCGGUAUGCCCAUUGAGUCUGGACGGGAAUGUCUUGGACAUCGCAGGCGUAAUACCGAUAUCGACUGGUGGCCUGUCGCAACUCGGAUGAGCUCAACCCGAGGGAGGUUCAGACUCCAGGGCGUUGUGGAAUAUCAGUUGUCAACGACAUGGAUUUGCCUGUUUCUCUCCCGCCGCCAGCUCCAGGGCCCUUUGCGACAAAACCGUAGAGGUAUUGAGCAUCGGUCUUUGUGGUCGCCAACUAUGUGCCGUGGUUCGAAAACGUCCACGAUCAAAGUGGUUCUGGUCAAUGAAAGGACAUGGCGAACCUCAUUGUUGUCUCACUGAUUAUACUGUUAUAGUUACAUAAACCCGGUUAGACAAUACCGUAUCCUUUCCCGA